CUGAGCCUUAAUUAUUCGAUCUACAUAUUUUCUCUUUGAUUACCAAAAUUACUACGAUUUCUGGCCCUUGCUAAUCCGGCCAACGUACAUCUUUGAUCCCUUUCUGCCACUGAUCUAACUACCCAACCAUGGAGGGCCAGACCACCCCUGCAAGAGGAAGCUUGAAGCGUAAGCUGGAUCCAGGAUUCCAAGGCCAAAACAACCAUUGAAAGGUUCUCGUUGUCGGAGACCAUAUGAGCAAAGAUGUGCGAUCAUCUACCAAACCUUGUUCGAACCAAUGGGAUUACAAGGUUUUCCUAAGUUUUAGAGGUGCAGACACCCGUAAGAAUUUUAUUGAUCACCUCUAUUCCGCCUUGGUGCGAACCGGAAUUCGGACAUUCUGCGAUGAUAAUGACCUUCCAAGAGGGGAGAAUAUAUCCAAGGAACUAAUCAAUGCGAUCCAUGGGUCAAAGAUUUCCCUCGUAAUUUUCUCCAAAGAUCAUGCCUCUUCUACUUGGUGCCUCGAUGAGUUUGUUCAGAUCCUUCAUUGUAAAAGUACCAUGAACCACAUUUUUAUCCCGAUAUUUUACCAUGUGAAUCCCUCCGAUAUACGAAAGCAGACUGGGCCUUUUGCCGCAACAUUUGCUAAACAUGAAGAGAGAUUUCAAAAAGAUAUGGAACGAGUGCAACGUUGGAGAGCAGCUUUCAUUGAAGCUGCGGAUUGUUCUGGCUUCAACCCCAGAGCGAUGCAAAUGGGUAUGAAGCAAGGUUUAUUGGGAAGAUUGUUGAACAAGUUUUGUAUAAAUUGAACCCCAUUCACUUGAAUGUUGUCCAGCACCCAGUAGGAAUAGAUUUGCAUGUCGAAGAGAUGAAAACUUUAUGACAACUUGGAACAAGCAGUACUAGUGAACUUUUCAUCAUGGGUAUGUAUGGGAUGGGUGGAAUUUGUAAGACAACCUUAGCUAAAGCUGUCUAUAACCAUAUAUGCGAUGGGUUUGAAGGAAGCAGUUGUCUUUUAAAUGUUAGAGAAGUUUCAGAACAAUCCAAUGGUCUAAUUCAGUUACAAGAACAACUUCUUUUUGAUAUCUUGAAAGUGAAAAUGUUUCUGAUUGGUAAUGUUGACAAAGGAAUCAGUUUGAUUAAACAAAGACUUCACCGAAAAAGAGUUCUUGUUGUUCUUGAUGAUGUAGAUCGGCUCGAUCAAAUAUAUGCAUUAGCCAGAAAUGGUGAAUGGUUUUUUGGUCCUGGAAGUAGAGUCAUUAUAACGACCAGAGAUGAACAUUUGCUGGAUAAAUUAGGAGUAAAUUACUCCUACAUUAAAGUUGAAAAAAUGAAUCAUUCGGAUUCUCUUCAGCUUCUUAGUUGGCAUGCCUUCAACAUGCCCCAUCCAGGAGAAAACUUUGGUGAGAUUUCGACUGCUGCAGUAGAUUAUGCAGGAGGGCUUCCAUUAGCACUAGAAGUUUUGGGUUCUGAACUGCGGGGAAGAAGCAUUAUUAAAUGGAAAACUACAUUAGAAAGAUUUAAAAAGAGUCCAAAUGCCCAUAUUCAGAAAAUACUUGGAAUAAGUUUUGAGUCACUAGACCAUACUACAAGGGAGGUGUUUCUAGAUAUUGCGUGUUUCUUUAUGGGUGUCAACAUAGAAUACGUCUUCAAAAUACUGGAGGAAUGUGGAUCUUUUCCAGAUAUUGCUAUCAAUAUUCUCGUUCAAAGAUCUCUCGUUAAAAUUGAUUAUCCCAAUUUGAGGAUGCAUGAUUUUAUUCGAGAUAUGGGAAGGGAGAUUGUUCGUCAAGAGUCACGUCAUCCAGGAAAACGUAGUAGAUUGAGGUCUCAUGAAGACAUGUUGAAAGUACUAAAAAACCAUACGGGAUCGGAAGUAGUGGAGGGUCUCAGCCUAACUCCGCCCAUACAUGAAGAUCAUGUCAUAUCUUUGGAAUCUGAAGCAUUUUCAAAAAUGAAGAAUUUGCGAUUGCUUCAAAUCAAGGGUGUAAAAAAUUUAAAACUCGAAGGAUGCUCUGAGCAUCUUUCCAAAGAGCUAAGAUGGAUUUGCUGGCAUAGCUGUCCUCUGAGAUUUCUUCCGCCAAGACUUCAUCUUGAAAAUCUUGUUGUGCUUGACAUGCAGUGUAGCAAAAUCAAACAAGUCUGGAAGCUGGAGAAUAAUAUACUCAACAAGUUGAAAGUUCUUAAUCUCAGUUUUUGCGAAAAUCUCACCAAAUCACCGAACUUCUUACAAGUCCCAAAUCUAGAGGAGCUAAUACUUGAAGGUUGCACAGGCUUGGUAGAGCUGCAUGAGUCUAAUGGAUAUCUGAAAGGACUUGUUUUGCUGAAUUUGAAUGGAUGCAAGAGCCUUAUGAAUCUUCCGGAAAGCAUUUAUAAAUUAAAAUCUCUCAAAUUUUUUCACAUGGGUCGCUGCUUCAAUAUCAUGCGGAACAUUGCAGACAGAACUACUAUUAACCUACCAAAUAGAUCAUGGAAUCCCAGAAAUUUCGUAAGGGCUUCCCUUCAUGUUUUUGGGUCUUUGGUAAAACUAGGUCUCCGUAACAGCAAUUUAUUGGAAGGUGACUUUCCCAUUGAUUUUGGGGGCUUAUCUUCACUCCAAGAUUUGGAUUUAUCAGUCAACAAUUUUCGUGAACUCCCUCAUGGCAUUUGUCAUCUUCCCAAAUUAGCCUGUUUAAAUUUAGCUGAGUCUCGAUCCAUUCGCUCAAUUUCCACUCUCCCUGCAAAUUUACGGAUCUUAUUUGCAUUUAGCUGCGAAUCACUGGAAAGAAUCUCAAUUUCGGAGUCACGAUUGGAUGCACUUGUACUUAGGGACUGCCACAAACUAGUUGACAUUCAAGGCUUUGAGAAUUUGUCAUUUACAAUAGCGGUUUGCCUGGAAGGGUGCCCCGAACGAGAAGAAGAUACUGAUUUUGUGAAGAGUCUACUCCAGCUCCAGAAGUGGAAGUGGCCGUCUAGGAUUGAGAGGCGCCAGAUAUCCUUGUAUGGUGACGAGGUUCCAAGUUGGUUCAGUCAUAAGAGAAAAGGGUCUUCAAUAUCCUUUCAUAUACCUUCACUAGUUUCAGAUCAUGAAGGAGUGAUUAAUGGAUUAGUAUUUGGAGUUGUUUGUAGAAAUAAGAACAGUACUCUGCAUGCAUGGCACGGUGAAAUUAGCGUGGUAUUCCAUAAUAAAACAAGAGGCCACAUACAAGUUAUUGAUCGAAUAUUCUAUUACACGAUACGGUCUCUGGAUUAUUUAAUUUUGCUUCAGGUGGGAGUGGAUGGAGGUGGUAAAAUCCGGCCAUAUGAUCUGGAGAUGAUAAAUGGGGAGGAAAUCGAGGUGUCCUUCGAGUUCGAGUGUUCACAGGAGCUAGAGUACGUUGCAGUGAAGAAGUGUGGAGUUCAUCUCCUGAUCAUUCAGCGUGCGGAGGAGUGUUCAACGGUGUACAAUACCAAAAAGAAAAACAAAAAUAUGAUAGAAGAUGAUAUGAUCGAUACUCAGCCUGUUACGAUGCUUAUAAGAGACAUACCUCAUAAUCAGCCGAUGCAUCGGGAUUACGACGGGCUUGGUAGUUAUGUGUCCUAUUUAGAUUGUGUGAAAUCAGCACUUACUUCAUAA
This is a messenger RNA of Juglans microcarpa x Juglans regia, 3571 nucleotides long. RefSeq names its product disease resistance protein RUN1-like. Gene Ontology annotation, molecular function: protein binding; ADP binding. The record is from RefSeq and is a predicted model, not a curated record. Lineage: Eukaryota; Viridiplantae; Streptophyta; Magnoliopsida; Fagales; Juglandaceae. Gene Ontology annotation, biological process: defense response.